Messenger RNA from Penicillium taxi, 1863 nucleotides. It is a transcript of the gene kexA, whose product is annotated as serine-type carboxypeptidase kexA. Bases 1 to 1863 code for a protein of 620 amino acids. Lineage: Eukaryota; Fungi; Ascomycota; Eurotiomycetes; Eurotiales; Aspergillaceae. Gene Ontology annotation, biological process: proteolysis; apoptotic process. Gene Ontology annotation, cellular component: trans-Golgi network. Gene Ontology annotation, molecular function: serine-type carboxypeptidase activity. The transcript is spliced from 3 exons. The record is from RefSeq and is a predicted model, not a curated record.
AUGCCCUUCGCUCGCUCGAAGGGGGCUGGCGCUUUAGCCAUGCUGUCCUGGUCGCUUUCCCUGCUCCUGGGACCCACGCUUGCGGUUGCUGCCUCGGCCUCGGACUACUAUGUCCACUCACUUCCCGGGGCGCCUGACGGCCCUCUCUUGAAGAUGCAUGCUGGUCAUAUCGAAGUCAACCCCGAAAGUAACGGCAACCUAUUCUUCUGGCAUUUCCAGAACCGGCACAUCGCAAACAGACAGCGCACAGUCAUUUGGUUGAAUGGUGGCCCGGGAUGUAGUUCAAUGGACGGUGCGCUCAUGGAGGUUGGUCCUUACCGUCUUAAAGAUGACCAUACGCUGGAGUACAAUCCGGGCUCAUGGGAUGAAUUCGCCAAUCUACUCUUUGUCGAUCAGCCUGUGGGUACUGGAUUCAGCUACGCGAAUACUGACAGCUACCUCCAUGAGUUGAAUGAGAUGUCAGCCCAUUUCAUGAUCUUCUUGGAGAAAUUCUUCGAGACCUUCCCCGAGUAUGAACGAGACGAUAUUUACUUGGCAGGUGAAUCCUACGCUGGUCAACAUAUCCCUUAUAUCGCCAAGGCCAUCCAGGAGCGCAAUCGGGCGGCGGAGAAGAACGGCACAACACAAUGGCCAGUGAAGGGUCUGCUCAUCGGUAACGGGUGGAUUUCGCCCGCAGAACAGUACCCGUCAUACUUCGAAUACGCGCAAAGGGAGAACCUGAUUCAGCAAGGAACGGAGACCUACAAGGCUGUCGAAGCCAUGAACACAGUGUGCUUAUCCAAACUGGAAACGGGCGAGAACAAGAACAAGUUGAGCCUUGACGAGUGUGAGGCGGUCUUGCAGAAUAUGCUGGCUCUUACCCGCGACGAAAAAACAUGCUACAAUAUGUAUGAUGUGCGCCUGACAGAUGAGUAUCCGUCAUGUGGCAUGAACUGGCCUCCAGACCUUGUGAAUGUGGAGCCCUAUCUUCAGCGUGCGGAUGUAGUGAAGGCCUUGAACAUUAACCCAGCAAAGAGGACCGGCUGGCAGGAAUGCAGCGGCCUUGUGAGCAAUGUAUUCAAGGCAGCCCACUCCGUUCCCGCAAAGCAGUUUCUUCCCGACUUAAUUGAAUCAGGAAUCAACGUCCUGCUAUUCAGCGGUGAUAAGGAUCUGAUCUGCAAUCAUAUCGGAACUGAGACUCUGAUCCAUAACAUGCAAUGGAAAGGCGGUGUCGGCUUCGAGACCUCGCCGGGUGUUUGGGCGCCCCGCCACGAUUGGACCUUUGAGGGUAAACCAGCCGGUCUAUAUCAAUACGCCCGCAACCUGACCUAUGUUCUCUUCUAUAAUGCCAGUCACAUGGUUCCCUUCGACCAGCCCCGCCAAACUCGUGACAUGCUCGACCGCUUUAUGAAGGUCGACAUCGCCAGUAUCGGUGGAAAGCCCACAGACUCCCGUAUCGACGGUGAGAAAUUGCCGCAGACUUCUGUCGGCGGUCAAUCGAACAGUACCGCCGCUCAGGAGCAAGAGCAACAGAGAAUCAAAGAGUCAGAGAUGCACGCCUAUGCCAAAUCAGGCGAAGCCAUCCUGGUUGUGGUCAUUAUCGGUGUCACAGUCUGGGGCUUCUUCAUCUGGCGUAGCCGCCGUUCUCACAAGGGCUACCGGGGUGUGAAACGUGCAGAGAUGAAUGGUGGAUCGGUGCUGAACCAAUUCCAAAAUAAGCGUACCACGAACGAUGUGGAGGCCGGUGACUUUGACGAGUCUGAGCUGGAUCAACUCCAAUCCCCUAUCGAUCGGGAUCAUUAUGCUGUUGGUGAUGUGAGUGAUGAUGACACGGUCUCUGAUUCGCAUCCUCAUCUGGCAAAUGGCCACCGUGACUUGUCAUAA